This is a messenger RNA of Fonsecaea nubica, 1698 nucleotides long. RefSeq lists its product as hypothetical. Lineage: Eukaryota; Fungi; Ascomycota; Eurotiomycetes; Chaetothyriales; Herpotrichiellaceae. Gene Ontology annotation, molecular function: CoA-ligase activity. Gene Ontology annotation, biological process: secondary metabolic process. The record is from RefSeq and is a predicted model, not a curated record. The coding region runs from base 1 to 1698 and encodes 565 amino acids. The transcript is spliced from 2 exons.
AUGCCUUACAAGUCCCAGUGGUCGGUAGACAUACCGGAAUGUUCCUUGCCAACUUUCCUCUUCAAGUCGCCUACGGCGCCCCUGGGCUCCCAGCACGCCUUUUCAGAAGCUGCCCGCCCUGAUACGCAUUACCUGACACGCGAUCAAUUCCGGCUAUGGGCUCAACGGUUUGCGCUAGGUCUGCAGCGGUCAGAGCACUUUAGGAAAGGGGACCGCGUUCUCCUCUUCAGUGGCAAUGACCUCUUUGUUCCAGUCGUGUUCAUGGGCGUGCUAUGCGCAGGCGGAAUCUUCACUGGUGCCAACCCGACCUUUGUCGCUAGAGAGCUGGCACAUCAACUACGAGACAGUGGCGCGACGUACCUUCUGUGUGCAGAAGGGUCAUUGGAGACGGGGAUUGAAGCUGCAAGACUGGUUGGUCUCGACGUCGCUGAGAGGGUCUUUGUCUAUAAUGCCAAAAUCUUCGAUGGAGAGACCAGAGGGCUCAAAGGUUGCAGGUACUGGGGUGACCUUGUGGCGCCCGCGGAAGACGCUGAGGGGUUUGAAUGGGAUCAUCUAACAGGACCAGGGGAGUGUGACACCACUCUCGCAUUGAACUAUAGCAGCGGCACAACAGGUGUGCCCAAAGGUGUCGAGAUCACCCACAAAAACUACAUCUCGAACACGGUACAGGUGCAACAAUUGGCCACACUCCACCCUGAAUAUCAAGUCCGAACCGCCCGUGCUUCAUGGCUCUGUUUCCUCCCGCUCUACCAUGCAUACGGACAGACAUUUUACAUCGCUGGAGCCUUCAGCCGCGAGAUUCCAGUGUAUGUGAUGCCCAAAUUCGACUUCAUCCAGCUUCUCGAAUAUACGCAGAAAUUCCGCGUCACAGACUAUGCGCUCGUUCCCCCAAUCGCGGUCAUGUUGGCCAAGCAUCCCGCAGUGGACAAAUAUGACUUGAGUUCAGUGGAGAAUAUCGGAUCUGGAGCCGCACCGCUCGGCCGCGAUGUCUCGGAACAGGUCGAGCGACGAAUAGGCACAGGCUUGAACUUCAAGCAGGGUUAUGGAAUGACCGAGUGCACUUGCUCCCUUCUUGGGUGGGACCCGAGGAAGAUAUCUUUGACUAACUCCGUCGGCCAGCUCAACGCUAACUGCGAGGCCAAGAUAAUGACUGAAGAUGGCACCUCCGAGAUCACCGAUCGUGGCCCUUCAGCGGUCGGGGAACUAUGGUGUCGGGGACCCAACGUCAUGAAAGGAUACUGGCGUAAUCCGGAAGCCACCGCGGCAACGCUGACGCCAGACGGAUGGCUCAAGACCGGCGACAUCGCAUAUGUGGAUGAUGAUCUGUGUUUCUUCAUCGUCGAUCGAAAGAAGGAAUUGAUCAAAGUCAAAGGGAACCAGGUGGCGCCAGCCGAGCUAGAAGCCCUCUUGCUCGAGCAUCCCGGAGUUGCAGACGCGGCAGUGAUAGGUAUGCCGACCGAAGACGGAGAUGAGAAACCUCGUGCUUUCGUUGUCAGACAGGUCGGGCCACAGGGGGAGAACUUGACGGAAGAGGCUGUCAAAAAAUUCGUCGAAGGGAAAGUCGUUCGAUACAAACGACUCGCGGGUGGAGUGGAGUUUGUGGAUGCUAUUCCCAAAAACCCAUCCGGCAAGAUUCUGAGAAGACAUUUGAGAGAUGCCACACGGGAGAAGCUGAGAAGAGAGGGCGUGAGACUGUGA